CUCUCGUAGGGAACUUCACACUGGAGAGCCAAAAGGAGUGGAAGAGCCUGUCUUGGAGGUUUUCCCAGGGAAAUCCUGAGAUCAUUCAUUAUGAAGUGUACCACGCGGGAGUGGCUCCGAGUGACCACAGUGCUGCUAUUCAUGGCUAAAGCAAUUCCAGCCAUGGUCGUUCCUAAUGCCACUUUAUUGGAAAAACUUUUGGAAAAGUACAUGGAUGAGGAUGGUGAGUGGUGGACGGCCAAGCAAAGAGGGAAAAGGGCCAUCACAGACGAUGACAUGCAGAGUAUCUUGGAUCUUCAUAAUAAAUUACGAAGUCAGGUGUACCCAACAGCAUCUAAUAUGGAGUAUAUGACAUGGGAUGUCGAGCUGGAAAGAUCUGCAGAGUCCUGGGCUGAAACUUGUUUGUGGGAACACGGGCCUGCAAGCUUGCUUCCCUCGAUCGGACAGAACUUGGGAGCACAUUGGGGAAGAUACAGGCCCCCAACAUUUCAUGUACAGGCAUGGUAUGAUGAAGUGAGAGACUUCAGCUACCCAUAUGAACAUGAGUGCAACCCGUAUUGCCCGUUCAGAUGUUCUGGUCCUGUAUGUACUCAUUAUACACAGGUGGUGUGGGCAACGAGCAGCAGGAUAGGCUGUGCCAUUAACUUGUGCCAUAACAUGAACAUCUGGGGGCAGAUAUGGCCCAAGGCCGUCUACUUGGUGUGUAAUUAUUCCCCAAAGGGGAACUGGUGGGGCCACGCCCCCUACAAGCACGGGAGGCCGUGCUCUGCAUGCCCACCUAGCUUCGGAGGAGGCUGCAGAGAAAACCUGUGCUACAAAGAAGGAUCAGAGCGGUACUAUACUCCCCGAGAAGAAGAAACCAAUGAGAUUGAGCGCCAGCAGUCACAAGUCCAUGACAGCCACGUGCGGACAAGAGCAGAUGAUAGUAACACCAACGAAGUCAUAAGCAUGCAGCAAAUGUCCCAAAUUGUUUCUUGUGAAGUAAGAUUAAGAGAUCAGUGCAAGGGAACAACUUGCAAUAGAUAUGAAUGCCCUGCUGGCUGUGUGGAUAGUAAAGCUAAAGUUAUCGGAAGUGUAUAUUAUGAAAUGCAAUCCAGCAUUUGUAAAGCUGCAAUUCAUUAUGGUAUAAUAGACAAUGAUGGUGGUUGGGUAGAUAUCACUAGACAAGGAAGAAAGCAUUAUUUCAUCAAAUCUAAUAGAAAUGGCAUUCAAACAAUUGGCAAAUAUCAGUCUGCUAAUUCCUUCACAGUCUCCAAAGUAACAGUUCAGGCUGUCACCUGUGAGACCACGGUGGAACAGCUCUGUCCGUUUCACAAGCCGGCUUCACACUGCCCAAGAGUGUACUGCCCUCGUAACUGUCUGCAGGCAAACCCACAUUAUGCUCGUGUAAUUGGAACUCGAGUUUAUUCUGAUUUGUCCAGUAUCUGCAGAGCAGCAGUGCACGCCGGGGUGGUUCGAAAUCACGGUGGGUAUGUUGACAUUAUGCCUGUGGACGAAAGAAAGGCUUACACCGCUUCUUUUCAGAAUGGAAUCUUCUCAGAAAGUUUACAGAAUCCGCCUGGAGGAAAGGCAUUCAGAGUGUUUGCUGUUGUGUGAAACGAACACUUGGAAGAGGAGCAUAAAAGCUGUUCCAUAAAUGCCAUAUUUCUGAAGUUUGUAUAAAACUGUAACAUUACUGUACAGAAGACCACAACUAUUUUCAGCCCCCCCAAAAGUGCCAAACGCGUAUAAAUCUUGAUACACAAAGUCUGUAAAAUAAAACAUGGGACAUUAUUAGCUUUGGAAAAAGUACUGAAUAUGUAAUGGUUUAGAAAUCCUGUGUUAAAUAUUGCUAUAUUUUCUUAGCAGUUAUUUCUACAGUUAAUUACAUAGUCAUGAUUGUUCUACAUUUUAUAUGUUAUGUUAUAUGGUGCUUUGUACAUGCCACUAAUAAAAUGAAUAUAAACAUUGAAUGUGAAUGGCCCUCAGACAGUCAUCGGUACGUUUAAAAACAAUAGUGACAAGAAUAAUAACUCUAAAAAUGAGAGGAACCAUAUUACAUUUCCCCCAGUUUGAUGCUAUGCUGUUACCUAUUCCAAAUAAUCUCAAAUUAUUUUCCACUUAUUACCUGUAUAGAUUUUCUCUUGUGUUUAGGCAUAGAGGAUAUGUACUUCUUCUUUUGUAUAAAAUGAUCCUUAAUGUCCAAAUGAAUCUGCUAUAAUAUUUGAUUCCCUGGGAAUGGCUUUAGUAGUAAAUGCAAUGAGGUCAGAGUGGUGGCAGGAAGACAUUCCUAAUGGCCACACAGUAAACAAAGGGGUGAGCAUGGGCAGCCAGAGCUUUCUGUGUAUUGUUCACACUGACGUCACAUUUUCUUUUGUAUCCUGGCAAAUACUCCUGCAGGCCAGGAAGUAUAAUAGCAAAAUGUUUAAUGAAGAUAAACUAAUGUAUUGCAUCACCAUUGCCACUGAUUUUCUUAAUGGUAAAUGGCUGUGUGUAUAAAUGUUGCCAUAUUAUGGUACCUAUAAUGGUGAUAUAUUUGUUUCUAUGAAAAAUGUAUUGUGCUUUGACACUAAAAAUCUGUAAAAUGUUAAUUUUGGUAAUUUCUUUUAUUUUCUGCUGGUGAAUUUACUCUUUCCCUGUAAACAUAUUAAAAUAAUAGUGUUUCAAAGUAUUA
Molecule: messenger RNA, 2653 nt
Organism: Molossus molossus (Pallas's mastiff bat)
Lineage: Eukaryota; Metazoa; Chordata; Mammalia; Chiroptera; Molossidae
Gene: CRISPLD1
Product: cysteine rich secretory protein LCCL domain containing 1
Exons: 15
Coding region: 91-1596 (501 amino acids)
Cellular component (GO): extracellular region
Source: RefSeq, a predicted model, not a curated record